UCGGGGGAGACGGCAGGAAGACAGCGCCGGUCCGGCGAGCGGCGAUGGAGGCGCGUUGGGGUGCCGCAGUUCGUCUGCUGGUGCUGGUGCGGACCUGGUGGCUGGUGGCGGGGCAGGUGCGGUACUCGGUGCCGGAGGAAGCCAAGGUCGGGACGGUGGUGGGGCGGCUGUCGCAGGAGCUGGGUGUGGGCGAUGCGGAGGCGCGGCGGCUGCGUGUGGUGUGGCAGGGCCGGCGGGCGGGCGUGGAGGUGAGCGGGGCGAGCGGGGCGCUGGUGGUGAGCUCGCGUGUGGACCGGGAGGAGCUGUGCGGGAAGAGCGCUCCCUGCUCGCUGCGCCUGGAGCUGCUGCAGGAGCGGCCGCUGCGCGUCUUCCAUGUGGAGCUGGAGGUGACCGACAUUAACGACAACGCCCCGCUCUUCCCCGCCGCGCGGAAAAACAUCAGCAUGGCGGAAUUAACCACGGUACCGGGCUCCCGUUUCCCUCUGGAGGGCGCCUCGGAUGCAGAUAUCGGAGCGAACGCGCAGCUCUCGUACACACUCAGCCCCAGCGAGCACUUUACCUUGGAUGUUAAAUCUCCUGAUGAGAACAGGAAAUCUUUGUUUCUGGUCCUCUUGAACGCUCUGGACCGGGAGACGGUGCCUGUACACAGAUUGGUGCUAACGGCGACUGACGCGGGCAGACCAUCGCUUACGGGCACGAUGGAGCUGCUGAUCUCGUUGCUGGACGCGAACGACAACGCGCCCCAGUUCAACCAGUCCGCGUAUAAAGUGCAGCUGCCGGAGAACGUUGCAGAGGGCUCGGUGGUGGUGCGUGUGAACGCCACGGAUCCUGACGAGGGUCUAAAUAAGGAAUUUUCAUACAGCAUCGUGAGUGCGGUUCCUGGCGAUAGCAGAGGUUUGUUCAGCAUCGAUCCAAAGACGGGCGAGAUAAAACUGACGAAAUCCCUGGACUAUGAAGACGUUCGUUUACACGAAUUACAAAUCGAAGCGAGAGACAAAGGGACUCCCCCGCUGUCCGGUCACUGCAGCGUGGAGCUGGAGGUGCUGGACGUGAACGACAACGCGCCCGAGGUGUGGGUGACGUCGCUGUCGGUGCCGGUGUCGGAGGACGCGUCGGUGGGGACGGUGGUGGCGCUGCUGAGCGUGUCGGACCGCGACUCGGGGGCGAACGGGCGAGUGCAGUGCUCGGUGUGGCCGUCGUGGCCGUUCGUUCUGGAGUCGAGGUUCCCGGGCUCGUUCUCGCUGGUGCUGCGGGAGGCGCUGGACCGGGAGCGGGUGCGGGAGUACGAGGUGGAGGUGCGUGCGGAGGACGGCGGGAAGCCGCCGCUGCGUGCGAGGCGCGUUGUGCGUGUGCCGGUGUGUGACGUGAACGACAACGCGCCGGCGUUCUCGCAGGCCGUGUACACGGUGCUGGUGCGGGAGAACAACGCGGCGGGCGCGGAGGUGGCGCGGGUGUGGGCGCGGGACCCGGACGAGGCGGAGAACGGUCGCGUGAGGUACUCGCUGUGGGAGGGCGGCGCUGGAGGUGCGUCGGUGGCGGCGGUGGGGUGGCGCCCGGCGUCGAGCUACGUGUCGGUGGAUGGGGAGAGCGGGCGCGUGUGGGCGGUGCAGGCGCUGGACUACGAGGAGCUGCAGGUGCUGCAGUUCGAGGUGCGCGCGGUGGACGCGGGGGAGCCUGCGCUGGUGGGCAACGCGACGGUGCAGCUGUUCGUGGUGGACGAGAACGACAACGCUCCGGUGCUGCUGCCGGCCGCGGGCGGUGCUCCGGGUCUGGAUCCGUUUCUCGGGUCGCCAGUAGAGGAGGUGCCGGGCGCGAACUCGGAGACGCUGUGGGCGUGGGCGGCGUGGGGCGCUGGGGCGGGUCAGGUGGUGGCGAAGAUCCGUGCGGUGGACGCGGACUCGGGCUACAACGCGUGGCUGCGCUACGAGGUGUUGGAGCCGCGGGGGAAGGGCCCGUUCCGCGUGGGUGUGUACAGCGGCGAGGUGAGCACGGCGCGGGCGCUGGAGGAGGCGGACGGCCCGCGUCAGCGGCUGGUGAUCGUGGUGCGGGACCACGGCGAGCCGCCGCGCUCGGCCACGGCCACGCUGAGCGUGUCUCUGGUGGAGGGCGGCGAGAAGGCGCUGUCGGGGUCGUCAUCGUCGCUGCCGGGUGUGCUGUUGCCGUCGGAGGGCGGCGCAGCGGCGGGCAUGGCUUCUGCGUCGACCAACGUGUGGCUGGUGGUGUCCAUCUGCGCGGUGUCGAGCGUGUUCGUGCUGGCGCUGGUGCUGUACGGGGCGUCGCGCUGUGCUCCGCGGGCGGCCGUGCUGUCGGGUCCCGCCGCGGCGACGCUGGUGUGCGCCAGCGAAGUGGGCAGCUGGUCGUACUCGCAGCGCCAGAGCCGGAGCCUGUGCGUGGCGGAUGGGGCGGGCAAGAGCGACCUGAUGGUUUUCAGCCCCAACUUGCCGCCGCCGCCGCCUCCGUCUGUCCCCGCAGCCAAGGACACCUCUCAGGCGGAGCCUUCCUCUCUGCUGGACACGGUUAGUAGUUUUUGGUUUAUCACUCUUCUUCGUCCUCCUCACAUCCCCCAGCGCAGCCGCUGCUGGGACCCGGUUUCAGAUUCCGCGUCCUGA
Molecule: messenger RNA, 2609 nt
Organism: Pogoniulus pusillus (Red-fronted tinkerbird)
Lineage: Eukaryota; Metazoa; Chordata; Aves; Piciformes; Lybiidae
Product: protocadherin alpha-3-like
Exons: 1
Coding region: 45-2609 (854 amino acids)
Biological process (GO): homophilic cell-cell adhesion
Cellular component (GO): plasma membrane
Molecular function (GO): calcium ion binding
Source: RefSeq, a predicted model, not a curated record